ACUGGGCACUGUACACCACCUACUUCCCAUUCUACUGUACUAGUACCCUACCCAUCCACCCAUCAUCUCACCCAUCAUACCUUCUUUCCAUUUCUCUCAUCCUAACUACCCCUCACCCACCUUACCCCUCAUGCCCCUUGUCCAUUGAUUACUCUAUUCAUUGUCCAUUCUACCCCAUCGGCUGCCCUGUUCGUUAUCCACCAUACCCCCUGGUCUAUUUACUUUAUGCUCCCUGUCCCCUAGCCGCUGUCCUUACCCAAUCUAUCCCUUUACCUACUUCUCUCUGUAGUUUUGUAAAGAAGCAAUCAGACAUUUAAACUUACCGUAAUACAGCAGCUACAGCCAUUAAAAGCGGGUGUGGUUUGUCCUCCCUCGCUGCGCCAGUGCACCAAAGAAGCAGUUAGUUAUAUUUCGAUUUCGUUCCUCGUUUCGGGAGAAGUUAGGAUUGGGCGGAAGUCCGAGUCCGGAGCUCUGAGGUGGCCGAGAAAGUAAAACUGAAGCGAUCGUCGUGAGUGUCACGCUUUGUGGGAUUCGGGCUAUCGUGCAAUCUUUCUUCAAACUUUUCGCUUUGUCUGCAGUGUGAUUAAGUUCCUGGAGUCUCUAAAGCUAAACUUCAAAGCCUACAGUGAUGGCAGCUACAAAUGAUACGUUGGUUCCCCUGGAGUGUUUGCUUCCUGCAGGGAAACUGAAAUAUUGUCUGUUAAUUCUCAAUCAACCUAUGGAUGGUGAUCAAUUUCAACACCUGUGGAGUAAAGCUGUUUUUCGCGCAUGUGCCGAUGGUGGUGCAAACCGACUCUAUGAGCAUACUGAAGGGAGGCAAGAAAGGUAUCUGCCUCAUUUCAUCAGUGGCGAUUUUGAUUCGAUUAAACCAGAAAUAAAAGAAUUUUACAAAGUCAAGAAGUGCGAAAUUAUUGACACACCGGAUCAGGACUUUACCGAUUUCACAAAGUGCUUACAAAUACUACUUCAAAAAGUGAAGGACCAAGGACUAGAGGUUGACAAUGUUGUCGUGCUCGGUGGACUUGGUGGGCGUUUAGACCAAAUCAUGGCCAGUGUGGAGACACUCUUUCAUGCCACAAAGUUGACUAACCUACCAGUUAUCAUCAUUCAGGAGACAUCCCUGGCCUAUUUACUGCAGCCUGGUCACCAUAGACUGCGUGUUGACACGGGAUUGGAGGAUAAGUGGUGUGGCCUUGUCCCAGUGGGAAAUGCAUGUAAUGUAACAACAACUGGCCUCAAGUGGAAUCUGACUAAUCAAGUACUUCAGUUUGGGAAGCUGGUCAGCACCUCCAAUACUUACGAUGGAAGUGGAACUGUGACAAUAGAAACAGAUCAGCCUCUGCUGUGGACAAUGGGAAUAAAGAGAUACCUCAGCUAAUGUUCGUGCCUUUAGACAAAACAAUGUAACAGGAGUCAACACAAGGGAAGAAAUAAAAGUCAGAUUUAUAUAUUUCAAAA
This is a messenger RNA of Stegostoma tigrinum, 1458 nucleotides long. RefSeq names its product thiamin pyrophosphokinase 1 (gene tpk1). Bases 629 to 1378 code for a protein of 249 amino acids. The transcript is spliced from 9 exons. The record is from RefSeq and is a predicted model, not a curated record. Gene Ontology annotation, molecular function: thiamine diphosphokinase activity; thiamine binding; ATP binding. Lineage: Eukaryota; Metazoa; Chordata; Chondrichthyes; Orectolobiformes; Stegostomatidae. Gene Ontology annotation, biological process: thiamine diphosphate biosynthetic process; thiamine metabolic process.